Molecule: messenger RNA, 4869 nt
Organism: Apus apus (common swift)
Lineage: Eukaryota; Metazoa; Chordata; Aves; Apodiformes; Apodidae
Gene: RPH3A
Product: rabphilin 3A
Exons: 21
Coding region: 182-2236 (684 amino acids)
Biological process (GO): intracellular protein transport
Cellular component (GO): membrane
Molecular function (GO): small GTPase binding
Source: RefSeq, a predicted model, not a curated record
CCGAGCCCAGCCCGGCCGUGCGCGGGGAGACAGCCCGGAGGGACCCCGGCCCAGCCUCUCUAGAAGCCCCAGGUGACCUGGCUGAGAGCAGGGGCAGGCUGAUCGACGUCCCCAGUGUGCAGCUGGCAGAGGAGCACUGGUGUGCCCAGACUCUGUCCCCACGUCCCCUCGGGGGCCGGUGAUGACUGACGCGGUGGUUGGUGGCAGCUCGGACCGGUGGAUGUGCCCUGGUGACAGGACCAUGUCUCUCCGGGCUGGCAGCGAGAAGGAGCAGCUCCCCCAGGGCUGGUCAGCACGGGGCGGCCAACCCGACCGGCAGCGCAAGAGUGUGGAGCUGACGGAUGAGGAGAAGGAGAUCAUCAACAGAGUCAUUGCCCGCGCUGAGAAGAUGGAGGAGAUGGAGCAGGAACGCAUCGGGCGGCUGGUGGCGCGGCUGGACGACAUGCGGCGCAGCGUGCUGGGGGACGGCGUGAACCGCUGCAUCCUCUGCGGGGAGCAGCUGGGGCCGCGGGGAUCCGCCUGCGUUGUCUGCGAGGACUGCAAGAAGAACGUCUGCACCAAGUGUGGGGUGGAGACCAGCAACAGCCGGCCCCAGGCCGUCUGGCUCUGCAAGAUCUGCAGCGAGCAGCGGGAGGUGUGGAAGCGCUCCGGAGCCUGGUUCUUCAAGGGUUUGCCCAAGCAAAUGCUGCCCCAGCCGAUGCCUGUCAGCAAGAACAAGGGACCCCAAACCCCGAGCGAGCCCAGCCCAUCCGAGCCGCCCACCCAGGACCCGAAACUUCCCUCCCGGGCGCCCACCCGAGGCCAGGCGGACGCCCCGGCCGAGCAGGACCCCGACGGCAGUGAUGUGACAGUGGGUGCCCAGGGAAGCUACGCCAAGGGCAGGCCAGGUCCCUGUGGCAAUGAGGACACCAGAGGGGACACCGAGAGCCGUGACCACACUGCUGAGAGCGGGGUCAGCAGGAGCCCUGGGGUGAGGAGGAUGAACUCCAUGCAAGCCCCACGGCCACCCCCACCAGCCACUGCCAGCCCUGCUCCUGGUCCAGCACCCCAAGCAGUAGGAAGACCAGCUCCUGGACCAGCUCCUGGACCAGCCGGCCGGUUCCCAGAGAGACAAGUGAGCCCACCGCUGGGACCCCCAGAGCCAGCCCGUGCUGCUGCCAGGGAGGAGCGAGGAGGGGGCUAUGCUGUGCCCCCCGGCAGAGAGGAGAGGCUGGGCCGGCAGCCCCCUGCCCCACAGCCCCCUGCCCCACAGCCCCCUGCCCCACUGCGGCAGCAGCCCCAGGAGGAGGAGGAGGAUGCCAACAGCUACGACUCUGACGAAGGCACCACGCUGGGAGCUCUGGAGUUCAGCCUGCUCUAUGACCAGGAGAACAGCUCUCUGCACUGCACCCUUAUCAAGGCCAAAGGCUUGAAGCCAAUGGACUCAAACGGCCUGGCAGAUCCCUAUGUCAAACUGCACCUCUUGCCUGGGGCCAGCAAGUCAAACAAGCUGAGGACGAAGACGCUGCGCAACACCCGCAACCCCGUGUGGAAUGAGACCCUGGUGUACCAUGGCAUCACAGAUGAGGACAUGCAAAGGAAGACCCUCAGGAUCUCUGUGUGUGAUGAAGACAAAUUUGGCCACAAUGAGUUUAUUGGAGAAACCAGAGUUUCCUUGAAAAAACUCAAAGCCAACCAGAAAAAGAACUUCAACAUCUGCUUGGAGAGAGUAAUACCGAUGAAGCGUGCUGGAACGACCGGCUCAUCCCGUGGGAUGGCACUGUAUGAAGAGGAGGUAGAUCGCGGUGGGGACGUGGAGGAGCGCGGGAAGAUCCUGGUGUCCCUCAUGUACAGCACCCAGCAGGGCGGCUUGAUCGUCGGCAUCGUGCGCUGCGUGCACCUGGCGGCCAUGGACGCCAACGGGUACUCGGACCCUUUCGUGAAGCUUUGGCUGAAACCUGACAUGGGAAAAAAGGCCAAGCACAAGACACAGAUUAAGAAGAAAACAUUGAACCCUGAGUUUAAUGAGGAGUUUUUCUAUGAUAUAAAACACAACGAUCUGGCCAAGAAGUCACUGGACAUCUCGGUCUGGGACUAUGACAUUGGAAAAUCAAAUGAUUAUAUCGGCGGCUGUCAGCUUGGCAUCACGGCCAAGGGGGAGCGCUUGAAACACUGGUACGAAUGUUUGAAGAACAAGGACAAGAAGAUCGAGCGCUGGCACACCCUCCAGAACGAGAACCACGUGGCCAGUGAUUAGAGGAGCUGCUGCCCCAACCUGCCACCAGGGCCCACUCUCUGCCAAGCCCUGUAGAUCUCUGAUGUCCGUCUUCCAGCGCAGUCAUGCCUUGCUACACGCCUCUGCUCCCAGGGCAGCCACCCCCUUCUGCCUCCUCCGAGCCUCCUCUGUGCCCUGUCCUCACCUCCUCCACCCCAAGACUAACCUGGAUCUUUUGUAUUCGUUUCCUUGGAUUUGUUUUGUUUGGGUUUAUGUGUGGGGGGGUGUCAUUGAAUUCUCCCGGUGUGUAAUUUUGUCAAGCAAUAGUCACCCCUGACUGUUCCUCUUUCUCACUAGUCUCACGCCCGCUGUGAUGAGCCUCCCUGUUGUGUGUGUGAUGCUCUGUGUCCCUCCAGCCUCUGCUCACGUGGCUCGUCCCAUCACCACCAGCUCUUGGCUCCUCCAUCUCCCACCAGGACACGUGGCCGCCAGCCUGGCCGUGCCCUGGUCUGGCUCUGGGGGUGCUGAGGGCAGGUGUGGGAGCAUCAGCCCCGUCUGGCUUGUGUGAUAUUGAUCCCUCAGUUGCAAUAACCAAGAAGCUGUUUGGCUUUGGUGUGGGUCGUAACUGUGGCCUGGUGUCUGUGUCCUUGUGGUUAGGCUGCAGCCUGUGUCACUGAUGUCACCCUGUGAGUCCUGCUUGAGCUGUAGUUCUGAUUUGGUACAUUCGAGCAGUAUCGUGGUCCAUCCGUUGCUGAGAAGAUCCUCCAAGAACUUGCUAAUGAGCAGCAGGGAGCUGCCUGGUGCUGGCAAGGAAGCAGGGUUGGGUUGGUUCCUGGUUCUUUCUUUAGCCUGAAGAACUUGCACUCCAUUGCUGUAGGAGCACACCCGUGUUUCAAGCUUGUGACUACCUCCUCCUCACAUCCUGUGUGUAGUAGUGACUAGCUGAGCCCUGAGGGCAGCCCCUGGCCCUCCCCAGGCCACCCUUGCUGCUGCCAACCUGCAGGAGGGAAGCCAAGGAGAACACAAUUCCCAACAACUAGAUGUGUGCAAGGGUUAUUGCUUUAAAUUAUCACAAAUCCUGAAAUCAUCUGGAACAGUUAGAGGUCUUCCAACUUGUUUUUCUUUUUUAACAAUGGCAACAGACUGAUGCUGAGGGGGUUUGGUACCAUUCACUGUCUCUGGGCGACCUCCAGCACGGCAGUGUUGGAAGCAGCACAACAAGCACCACAGGAUAUACCAAGGGUUGGGUGCACACCAUGCAUGCUCUGAAUCCCCAGGCCCCUUGGGUUCCUGCUGUUGGCCCGUGACCUGCCCUGCAAGCCCUGCUCCAGCCUCCUGGUGUGUGCUGUGCUCUUAACUCAGCUGUACCACAGAGCUGUUUCCUUGGGAUUGGAUGAAUUAUCUUCCUAUUCUUGAUGAUUUGCAUUUUAAAAUUACCUUCCUCCCCCACCCUUGCCCCAGCAGAACUUGCUCCCAGUGCUGACUUGCCAUGAGCAUCCCUGCAGGGCUGUGUGCUGGGCGAUGCCAACCUCCCCAUGUGAUGCCAACCUUUGUGUGUCCAGUGAUGCUGCUGUGGAGCAGCCUUUCCCCACUUCAGGGCUUGCAUGUCCAAGAAGGUGUGGAUGCUUUCCUUCCCAGGCAGGUCCCUGUAGCCAUCUCUCCACCAGGAGCCACUCUUGGACCGCAGCUGGGGAAAGCAAACCCAAACCAGUGUGAGCAUCCUCUGCUGCCUUCAGCCCGAGCUGAGGCUGCUCUUCCAUCACCCCAGACUCUAUCCCUCUGGCAUGGCUGCUGAGGUGGGAGCUGCUCAGGGCAUGAUGCACGGGAGAGGACACACCAGAAAAGGCUUUUUCCUCCCUUUUGUGCAGCUUGUGCCUCUGCACCAGGAAGUGCAAGGUCCCUGAGCCCCCAGCCAUGCUGUGCAGAAGGCCCGGGCUGAAACAAUCCGGUUCUUUCAGAUCAUUUCCAUGUGUCCAGUGCUGCUGGAGGUCUUUUGGCUGUAGGAUGCUGCUGUAGUCCCUUCCAGAGCGCUGGACCUGUCCAAAACCUUUGCAUGGUCCUUGCCUCUACCUCUUGGAGCAGCAGCUGGGCACAGGGCACCUCUCAGCUGUGCUGGGGAGAAAACUGCCUUGAAAAACAAUGAUCUGAGCAAUUCCUUGACUCGCCCCAGGCCUGCAGCAGCCCAGCCUCCUUUGUACGUGCAGAACAAUGAAAUGAAGGUUCCCUCUCCCCAGGUCCUGUGCUGACACUCUCUGCUUUCCCUUCAGACAAACAAUAACUCGACUCACCUCUUUGCACCCAUCAAAAUAAAGUGCAACCUGCCAGCCCCCCCCUCUCAGUAUCCCCUGUUUGCCACCUCCUGAGUUUCUCUGGCAGGGAUUUCUUGCCCUGAGUGAUUUAUUUUCGUUGUAAAUAAAGCAUGCACAUAUGGAUUGGGAAUGGUGCAAAAACAGAACAACAAAACAAAAAAAAGAGCCUCUUCUACUGCUGUUUGCAUUCAAACUCGCAUGCAGUGAUUUUACAGCAAACUGCCAGUUUACAACUAUUAAGAGAAAAAGUUACACAGGAACUAGAACUACUCCAGUCUUCCGCUGCAUGCAGCACAACCUCCUCUCUUGAUGUGGUAUCUAAUAAAGUGAGACUAUUGGAAAAGAAAAAAAAAAAAACAACAAAAC